Messenger RNA from Acyrthosiphon pisum (pea aphid), 2946 nucleotides. Its product is annotated as pleckstrin homology domain-containing family G member 2-like. Bases 549 to 1040 code for a protein of 163 amino acids. The record is from RefSeq and is a predicted model, not a curated record. The transcript is spliced from 7 exons. Lineage: Eukaryota; Metazoa; Arthropoda; Insecta; Hemiptera; Aphididae. Gene Ontology annotation, molecular function: small GTPase binding; guanyl-nucleotide exchange factor activity.
UUUAACUGACGGUAGUAGGUACUACAUGAGAACAGUCGUGUACCUAUACUCGUAUAUGUAAUGUAAUGUGAUGUGAUGUUGUAAUAGGUAUUGUAGUUAUGCGUUAAGAAUAAUGAAUAAUAAUUGUGAUAUAACUUAUAAAAAAAAUUUGGUGAUUACUGAGAUUUUGGAAUCCGAAGAAUCAUACGUAAAUCAUUUGAAAGAAAUAGUAGUGAAUAUUUUUAAACGAAUUAGGAUUGGCCAAUAAUAACGUACCACAAAUUGCUCACUGUUUUUUAAAUAACCAUCUUAGGUUUAUUAUUUAUUUGACAUACUGCAUCAAUUUUCAAAAAUCUGAUGCCAUAAUAUCAGAAAUAACACAAAGUCGACCGUCAACCAACAUUAUACAUCAAAGGCAAAAUGAAUUAGGACAUCGUCUUCCUCUUGGAUCUUAUUUGGUAUUGCCAGUACAGCGUAUUUUAAGAUACCAUUUAUUGCUUAAGAAAUUAGCAGCAUAUACUUUAAAUAACGAAACUGAUCACUCUUUAGUCGUGAAAGCUCACGAUAAAAUGGUCCUCUUAGCAAAAAUUAUUAAUGAAACGAAAAAUAAAUAUGAAAAAGAAGGCCGUAUUAAGGAUAUACGAUUAAUGAUUCAACAUUUGAAGGAUAAAACAAAUGUCAAUAUAUCUAACAAUUGUUUUGAAUUACAUGCUGAAGGCGAUUUAAUGAUCGCGGGAACGAAGAAGAAACUUCAUGUGAUUAUAUUGAACAAUAUGUUAUUGAUUGUCAAAGAACAAAAAUGUGGACUGUUGGAAUACAAAGCUCAUAUAUUGAGUCGGAAUAUCACUAUUAUUGAACAUGUGAAAGGAAAUCCAUUGGGUUUUCGUUUAGUAUCCAAUGCUGGACCUAAACAUUCGUUUACAUUGCAAGCGACCUUAGCGGAAGAAAAGAUGUUUUGGGUUAAAAUGUUAAACGAUAUUAAAAAGGACACUUCAGAGCUUUCAAGAAUUGGCUUUGCUGAAUUGAUGGCCAAAUAUUUCUACAUACCUAGAAGUAUUUAACUAAUUAGCUAUAGACAGAUAUUACCAAAAAUAGUUUUAAAUUAAUUAUCGAUAGGUACCUACUUAUUAUAUUAAAUCAUGUUAAAUGUAUAGGUAGUAGAACUUAUAAUUCAAAUAUAAAUAAAUAUAAAAAAAAUUGAAUAAUUAUUAACGGAAGAACUAAAUAGUAUUUAGAGCUUAUAAUGACAUUUAUAUUGUUUAAUAUUAUAAUUUAUAAUUGUAUAUGUACCUAUAAUCAGUAUAUGCCAGUUACAACACAAACACAGAAAAAAGGUUAUUUUUUUAUAUAUAAAUAUAUUUUAAAAGCUCUAUGUUAUUGUCCCUUUGACGAACCAUAAUUCUUAAGCAAUAAAAAUUAACGUGUAGUUGUGUAAAUGUGUAAACUACGUUGUUAUAAUAAUUAUUUAUACAAAUACUAAUAGUUUAUAUGAAUUGAGUAUACUUUUACCAUAUAAUAAUAUAAUCAAUCACGGGAAUAAUGAUUUAUGUAGCUCGUUCCUCGUACAGUCGUCCCUAUAAUGAUAAUUGCUUUUUACAGUUUUAUGAGUAACACACUCAAUACUCAAUAGCAUAUUGGAAUUGCAUAAUAUAAUUGAAUUUUUUACAUCUCACGCUUAGUUAUCCGUUUACGGACGAAGUUCGCAGUUAAAACGAACCUCGGAAAAUGUAAGUAGACCGACUGGUUACAGAGCUUGAAAAGAAGUAUCGGUGGCCAAGCAAUAACGAGUGUUGUAUACCAAUCGGGACGUGAUGGAUUUACAGAUACCAAACAAUGAGUCAUAAUAAUAUAUGUAUCGGUAUAGACUAUAGAGCUACUACCCAAUAGCGUAUAUAUUAUAUGUGCGUGUAAGCGUGUUUGAGGAAUCUCUGCGAUUUCCUGUUGACUGCAACCAGUGCUGCAGUUGUAUUGUCGUCGUCGUCGUCUGUUCGCAAUCGCAGUCAAUACGGUAUUGGCACAUUCACGAUUGAAAAUUAAGAUAUUUUCAAGCCGAAUCCCACGUGCAAGUACCUCCGAUCAUCUCUGUAAGAUACUGCAGGCAGACAUGCACAAAAUAAAACGCCCACCAAAAAUAUAAUAUUAAAUGCGUAGAACAAGAGCCGCGAGUCUCAAUACUUAUGAUACGACUAAUGUGCUACUAUAGAGAUAUAUGUAUCUAUAUAACGAGACAAAUUUAAAAAUAUUGUUGCAGACUUGCAGCUAAUAACAAAGUUUUUGUAUAGGUACAAAGAAAAGAAAUUUAAAUUCAUCAAAAUGCCAUUGAUAAUAACAAUUCAAUUACAAUCACUGAAUCAAAUCUGAAAAUCGCCAUAUUAUAUUAUGUUAACGUGUUUGGCGCGGGGGCUCGGCUCGGCGUACGAUAUUUUCGGGAUACAGAACAAAAAACAACAUACGUUCCAAAAGUCCUGUAUGUAAGUAUCACUGUGAUACCAGCGUGACAUACCAGUAGAUUUAAAUGCGUUUUUUCAUCAGUAAUCGAAUCAUUGUCUGAUAUACGGUACUGUUGAAAAAACGGCAGUAAAAUGAUAAAAUUGUUAUUAUAUUUUUAGGGAUUUUUGGGACAUUCGUAUAAGGACAUUACAAUAUGGUAGUAAUACGCGAUAAUAUGCGAUGACGAUCUAUCUAUACGCACCUACAACCCACCACCGUCGAAAUGUUUAUCCUUCACCACGACCGCGGUCCCGGUAACCCGACCACGAUACACGCCUCCCCGCGGGUGCCCUUUGCAGCGACCACGACGUAGAUGAAGAAUCUUCUCUAAAUCGCGGUGGCAGCGAUCGUGUGACGGGUCCGCCUGCAGACGCCGCGCGCGCGUCUCUUUGUUCCGGCCGUGUGAAAAAACCCGCGUCGUCGACCCGCAGCGAUCGUCCACGGGGGCGUUGCACCGGCCGCCACGGAGAAGAACGC